Molecule: messenger RNA, 196 nt
Organism: Ambispora leptoticha
Lineage: Eukaryota; Fungi; Glomeromycota; Glomeromycetes; Archaeosporales; Ambisporaceae
Source: the annotation of a GenBank genome assembly
AUGACAAUUGAAUUUUUGCCAUACACAAAAAAUUUGCGUGCUAGUUUUGCAAAUAGUCGACAGACAUCGUCAACUCAUACCGUUGAAUAUGAUGACGACGGCGAUUCUUGUGCUGAGAAUAGUGAAGAAGAAAAUGAAGAGUUCCUUUUUAUGAGCGCAUUUAAUUCUUCACGAACAGAAUAUCGACUUUCUAAUA